ACAUCUACUCUUAUGAUUUUUGUGAUUUUAUAGCCAGAAAUAUGAUCAUGGAAAAGCUGGAUAUACGGACGAUCUACAUCAUUUUUGCUUCCGCCUUUCUGGUGAAUCCGGUAUUACUUCAAAAUAACACAACAACAAUUUCUACCUCACAAAUCAGCAGCAGUCAAGUUCCUCCGUCAACAGCAACUAUGACAAUAGUCACCACCCCAUCAGCAACAAACACAACCAUAACAACAACAGAAAGUGCAACAACACCUAUGUCAACUGACCCCCUAACAACAACAACCAUGCCAACUAACCCCCCAACAACUCCAUUGGCAACCAAUACAACUCUAAUGGCAACAACUCCAUUGGCAAUAACAACACAACCAACCAUCACUACAACAACAGAACCAAUGACAACCGCUGUUCCUAUUGGCAUUGGUAAAAACUGUAGCAGUUCACCAGGAUCUUGUGAAUCCAGUGAUUCUAAUUCAGAAUGUAAAGAUGAAACCUGUCAGUGUAAAAUUGGUUUCUUCCUAUGGAAUACUACAUGUAUAGCUCUUACCUCUUUAUUACCAACUUCACUUAGUCUAAAUUCUACUGAAACAGCUAUUACUGUUGCAUGGGUUAGGCCAACUGGUCUAAAUUCUUCUGAGUAUAAAUUAGAGUUUAAUGUAACAGUAAAGGGAGACAACUUUGAUCAAACCAACACGACCAAAGAGGAGAUAAUUACAGUCAGUGGACUUACAGCUGGACAGAUUUAUAAUGUAUAUGUUUUAACAGUUUUUAAUGAUAGUAUACCGUCAGAGAGUAUAAAUGGAAGUGUUGCAACAACACCAAACCCACCUGAUUGUCCUCAAUACAGAAAUAGUUACAAUGCACCAAAUAUUAACAUCACAUGGAACCAGACAGCUGGAGCAGAUAGAUACGGUGUUAAAUUUGAAAAUCGGACUUCUUUGUAUGUGAAAACAGCAAUGGCUGAAAUUGAUAAUCUUGUUCCUGGAAGGAACUAUACAUUAACUCUGAAAACUUAUAUGCAUAAUAAGACGAGUGAUGAGGGAACAUGUGUUAUUAGGACUGAAUCAGAAGUGCCUGAUCCUCCAAAAAAUGUUACACUGGUUGGUACAGUGGGCAAAACUAACUUUAACAUAAGCAUCAUUGCGCCUGAUGAUCCGAGAGGAGACAUUGAUGGUUACAGAAUAAACAUUUAUGGAAAAAACUAUGAGGACAAGAACUUUACCUAUAGGAAUUCUGUUUUCAUCGGUGACACUAUGGACAACAUUUAUCAAGUUACUGGCUUACAAGCAGGAACCUUUUACAGCAUACAAGUUUACACAGUCAAUGAUAAAUUUAACAGCAGUGACAGUUUAAACUUAACUGGUCUUAGAACAGCACAAGAUGUUCCUGAGGCAAUAACCAAUUUUACACCAAUAUCUUCGAAUGACAGUUUUAAAGUAAUGUUUGAAAGGCCGAAUGUAUCCAAAGGUGAUAUUAUUGGUUAUAGAAUACGUGUAUCAGACCAUAAGACUUGUAUAAAAGAAUUUUAUCUACAGAACACAAGUUUUUCUCCAUCAGGCACUGCAUGUUCUCCUGCCAUAAACAGUUCAAUCACACCAAUCAAGUUAAAUCAAAAGGAGAUGAAAUUGAAUGUUACAGAUUUGGAACCUUCAAUUGACUACAUAGUAAACAUUUGGGCCUACACUUCAGUGGGUGAAGGGAGCCUCUUCAAUGUAACUGUUAUGACUGGUAUUUCAGCACCAUACAAGCCAAGAAAUGUUGAAGCAGUAGGUAAAACAAAGUCAGUCUUGGUGACAUGGAAAGAGCCAGAGAAGAGAACUGGAAAGACCUCCUACAUUGUAGAAGCUUUUGAUUAUCUUUUUAAUAGAAGUGUUGUUGGAUGUAACACACCAACAUUUACAGCAACUUCAUGUACAGUGACAAAUUUAGAAGACUUUUGGAGAUACACAUUUCAAGUAACAGCUAAAGUUGGGAACUGGACAAACGCAUCUGAUAAAACUGCUGUGAUAACAACUUUGGCAGGCACACCAGGCAAGCCAGCAAAAUUUGUUACAUCCCUUGAAGACAAAGGAUGCAAGGCUACUCUUUCUUGGUGGACUCCUGUCCUAAAAGACAGAAAUGCAGAUAUAAAAAGAUAUACAAUAUUUAUAGAUGCAGAAAAAGAGAUUUACACUGUCAAUGAUCAUGAUCCUUACAAUAAGAUGAAUACACAGUUUUUCAAAACUUUUACAUUUAGAAAGGAGACAACCAUUACAGUAUUGAUAUUUUCUGGUGUUAAGGAAUAUACCAGUGAUAGAAAGGAUGCUGAAUUACGAUAUGUGGAUACUCAUGGUUGUUAUGAUCCUCUGACAGGUGGAGAAAUAGCAGGUAUAAUUAUAUGUGUGCUACUGUUAUUAGCUGUUUUUGGAAUGGUUGGCUUCAUGGUUCAUAAGAGAUGGGAAUGUGUAAAAGCGUAUCUGCCUGAAUUUAGAAGACGACAAUCAUCUGGAGAAUUUGAACCUUUGCAACCACCGCCAGAAAGGUACAGGUUGAAUAACGAGAGUAUGAAAAGACCUAUUGUAUUGAGUGCCAUUGGAGACUUUUUGAGAAAGUACCACGCAGAUGACAACAGACUCUUUAUUGGAGAGUAUGAAGAUUUAAAGCAGUUGAGUCCAAGACACACAACAAAUUCUGCUAACCUUGAUGAAAACAAGCCAAAGAAUAGAUACACCAAUAUAUUACCUUAUGACCACAGCAGGGUAAUCUUAGCUCCAAUGGUAGACGAGGAAGACUCUUCAGAUUAUAUCAAUGCUAAUUAUAUACCUGGCUAUAUCUAUGGUAAGGAGUUUAUAGCUAGCCAAGGACCAUUACCAGGUACAGCUAAUGACUUUUGGAGGAUGAUCUGGGAACAGAGUGUGUCCAUCAUAGUCAUGUUAACAAAGUGUAGUGAAAAUAACAUGGAUAAAUGUGAACAUUACUGGCCCCAUGAUGCCAAUGAACCAAAGUGUUACAAUGAUCUUAUGGUCAAUGUUACCUCUGUAUCAAACAUGGGACAAUAUGAUAUUCAUGUCAUGGACGUUUGUCUGGGAGAUGAGAAGAGAGUUGUAAAGCAUUUCCACUUUUUAGAGUGGCCAGAUUUUUCAGCCAAAGUAGAGACUACAACAUUAAUUGAAUUCAUUACUACAGUGCGACAACAUAUCACACCUGAUAUUAAAGGUCCUACAGUCACACAUUGUAGUGCUGGUGUUGGUAGAACUGGUACAUUUAUUACUGUAGACUACUUGAUGCAGUUUGUUCAGGAACAUGACUUGUCAUCACAAGUAGACAUAUUUGACUGGGUGAUACAGAUGAGAGACCAUAGAACAACAAUGGUGCAAACAUGGGCACAAUAUGCUUUUAUCCAUGACUGUCUCUUAGAAAUAGUAGAAAGGAAGAGAAAGUUACAGAAUCCUGAACCUGAAGAAAAUGGAGAAGUUUGCAUUGAUAAUUUAGCUUAUGAACCUGAUGACCUGUAUGAAAAUACCAAACUUGGACCACUUCAGACAGAAUUAUGAUGAAUCCAUUCAUAAUAUCAUUUCUCAUUCCAGUGUAUAUAUAACAUGUGCUAAUCAAAUAUGGUGCAACAAAUUAAAACAUGCUUUUAUAUGCUAUAUAACUACACAAGAUGUACUCUAGUUCGAUUAGGUAGAAUGAAAACUUCUGGUCAAUGGUGCAUGAAUUGUAUGUCACUGCUGACAGAUGCAUCUUUACAUUUAGUGAUUGUAAAUUCAAUGGUGCAUAAAAUGUUUGUCACUGCUGUUAGAUGUACUUUUCAUUUAGUGAUUGUAAAGUCAUUGGUGUAUGAAAUGUAUGUCACUGCUGACUAAUGCAUUUUUACAUUUAGGUCAAUGAUGCAUGAAAUGUAUGUUACGGCUAACAGAUGCAUCUUUACAUGAAGGUAUUGUAGAUUUGUAAGUUUGUGCAAACAGUGAUUUAUUAUCAUCACUAAUGGUAUAAGACUUUAUGACUUUCAAAUCUGGUGAAUGAACAGGAAGUGUAACUGUUAUCCUAGUUGUUAAACAUAAUCCAGUCUCUUCCAAUACAGAGGUGCUAAAAGAUGCUGAUUGAGCACAAAUUAGGACAGAUUUCUUGAUCAAAUAUAGAGAAAUGUCAAAUGUUUGUAUGAAUGUAAGCAAUUUUCUAAUGUUAGUUUCCAUUGAACAUAACAUAAACUUACAUUAAAGCUUUAUAUUUUAAGAGCUUUAUAAUUUAUGAUAACUUAUCUUUUAGUACCUUAUAUUUGUAAGAGCUUUAUAUUUGUGAGAACGUAGAAUCUGUUAGGGGUUUAUAUUAUUUACAUUUAUAAGAGCUUUAAUUUGUUACAGCUUUAUAUUUCUUAAAAUUUUAUAUUUGUUAGGGCUUUUUGUUUAGAAAUCUAAUGAUUUGUUAAAAUUUGAUCUGUUUUAUGUUUUGAAUUUUGUUGUUACAAAAAUGUUUUGUUUGUGAAUUGUCAAAUUGUUGGUUUGACAUGUGCUUGAUCUGUUUUCUUUUUUUUAAAAACAUUAAUUAUUUCUUGCCAUGACAUAGUCCAUGUAUUCAUAUAUUCAGAGUCAUUAGAAACAUGCAUUAAGAUAAGUUUAUGUAUAAUAUUGAGGUUGAAUCUUUACAAUAAAAGUAUCAAAACUACCCUUUCAAAAGUAUGAAAUUGACAGAAGUUCUUCUAAAUGAAUUGGCCUCCUUUUCUCUAUUUGACCUUUGCAACACUUAAAUUUCAAAAUUAAUGAAAAUUUCAAAAUUGAAUUAAAUUUCGAAAACAUUUUGUUUAAUAAGUUUUGUACAAUUAUUUUCAGUUGUAUAUUUGUUUUUAUACGACCCCCAAAAAAAAUUUUGGAUCGUAUAAUGGUAUGAUGUCGUCGGCUGCGUCGUCGUCCGAAGACACAUUGGUUUCCGAAUAAUAACUUUAGUUUAAGUGAAUAGAUCUUCUUGAAUUUUUUUCAGAAGGUUCAAUACCACAAAAGGAAGGUUAGGAUAAUAACUUGUGUAAAAGUAUUUCAAUUGCUCUGAAAUCAUACCGCAAUGUUUAAAACCACAAGUAGAAGGUUUGGAUUCAUUUAUGGGGUUAUGGGGCCAAAGUUUAGGAAUUAAGGGCCAAAAAGGGGUAAAAACAAGCAUUUUUCUAGUUUCAAGACAAUAACUUAUGUUUAAGUGUAUGGAUCUCUCUGAAAUUGUACUACAAGGUUCAAUACUGCAAUGGAAAGCAUGGGAUUGAGUUUAUGAGUUAUUGCUCCAAGGGGGUUUCAAAAAGUUGGGGGGGGGAUUUUUUGUUUACCAUUUUUUGAAUGGCUUCCUUUUCUUGAAAUUUUUCAAAUUUCGAAUUUUGAAAAGUUUCAAGAAGAAAUCUUCAAUUGCACAGUAUUGUGCAAUAGAUUUGUUAGAUCUUUGACCACGUUAAUUUUGUGACAAAAACCUGUAUUAUGUCAAAAAUUUUAUCACAAUCCAAAUUCAGACAGAAUCAAGCUUGCAUAUUGUGACCAAAUUUGCCCCAACUGUUCAGGAUUCAACCACUGGGGUUGUAUAAAGCUGCACCCUGCGGAGCACCUGGUUGGUAUGCUGUUUUGGGUAUAUGUGAUAUUUACUCAGAAGUUGAGCAAUUUUAUGUGAAAGCCUUUCUUAGGAUUAAUGUCUCGUACAAACAAAUUGUCAACCUCAGAUAUUUUUUCUUAUGUCCAAUUAACUAGUCAGCUUCAACCCAUACUAUAAAUGUUAUCCAAACCAAACUGAUAUCAAAAGCAGUUUGUUGUGCCUAAGCUGUUUUAAAGGAAAAUAUUUAAUAUAUUGCAUCUUUGAAAAUGUCCAUAAUGACUGCAAUGUCAAAAUACCAUUUGAUGUUUUUACAAUGUAGCAGUCAGGUUGAUCAGUAAAUAGACCUCUAUAACAGUCUUUUUCGUUUCUCAAUAUUAUUUAUUAGAACAGUAAAGCUGAAAUUGGAUGUGCUUAUAAUCUCUAUCUUGAGCAACAAAUGAUCAUGAACCUCAGUCUUCUAAUAACACUUGUGAAUUUCACGUGAGUAAUAUCAGCUGUUUUGCUUGUCUGAGUCAAUAUUAGCAAAAAUUGGUUUUCAGGCUCAACCGAUUAAAGCUUCCAUGUUAUCAAUUAUAUAUAUUUUAUCUGUAUGUGUACAACAAGUAAAUAUUUGAGAUUUGUGUAUAAUUGUUUUUUACUAAGUUUAAUUUAAGAAAUGCAUUUUUUGUAUGUAUAUAUUGUUAUUGUUAUACAAAAAUUGUAAAUAUAUUUUCUAACAUCUUUAUGUGCAUAAUAUAUGAUUUUGCUUAUAUGUGUAAUUUCAAACUUUACCAAUUAGUCAUAUAGGUUACAAAUGUGAUAUACAUUUUUAUCUCCAAACGAUUUCUCUAAAUUUUUUACCAUUUGCAACUUUUUGUCAUUUUCUCCAUAGAAAUUUGUAUUUGAAUAUAGCAAAAAACAAACACGUGAAUUUGACCAAACUUAGGCUAGAUUGAUAACAGAUAAUUUUUAUAUAAGUCUGACGUAUGGCUUUCAUCCACUGCAUUGUCAUUGUUCACCAUUGUUGUUAAGAAGGCACUGACGUCACCUCAUGUUGAAUCAGGGCACAAUAACCAAUAUACCAAUUUUUGCACAAGGCAAUUUUGAGGUUAUUACAUAUGCAAAACCAAAGUAUUUGUAACAAAUAUGUGAUAAGAAGGAAUAUAUCUAUGAUCAUGGGAUAUACAGGUAUUUCUUCACACUAUUUAUUUGGAUUGAAUUAUAUAUUGCUAAAUUAUGUAAAUUAAUAUUUUUUGUGUAAUGUUGAGUUACUACUUUAAAUUGCUUAAAAAAUGUUGAAAAGACAUUUGGCUUGCUUUUAAUGGCACUCAUCUCUAGUAUAAAGUAAAUAAAUAUAAGUUUAUAAAUUACCUAAAAAUGUAUCUCAGACCCAUUAGGGCUUUCAACAACUGAAAGUGGACAGCCUCUAGUUGUAAUGUGUCUGAUAUUUAAACUUAGAUAAAAAUUAUCAAUGUCUUAUAUACACUUAUUCAGAUGGACGAAAAUUACUUUUAUCCAUAAAUUCCUGAGCGCUUACAUUGUUAUGACAUUUCUUAGAACUUUCCCAAUUGAAAUUUUGUAAAAAUUUCUUUCAAGUGUAAUUUUAUGAUGCUUGAAAAUAACUCAUAAUUUGACAAUGUAUGGUUCUAUUUAAAAUCUAGAAAAAAAACAUCACCCACCUGCCAAAAUAUGCGAAUUUAUGAAAAUGCAGAUUAGAAAUUUCUUUCAGUUACUGAUGUUUAUAAUUGAGUUAACCAUUUUAAAGAUCUGAAUUAUUAUAAUUUCAGAUUUUUAAUGUCAAAAAGAUAUGAUGAUAAUUCAGUGAAAACUUAAAAUGUUUUGUUUUUCUAUUUGAAAAAAUUAUUUUGAAUGGGGACCAGAAAAUUUGAAAGUACUGGUAGUAGUUUUGUUUAUACAAGAGUCAUUCAGUAAAUAAUCUACUUAUGUUAAGCUAAAGUUUUUAAGCAAUCAUAAAUCAAUACAUAAAUUCAAAAACUUAAAUAAAUCAAACAGAUCAUAUUGCAAAAAUAUAAAUUUUAAUUCAAAACCUUGAGUAUUGGCAUAAAUAAGAAACCCAAGUAAAAUGAUUUCACUUUUAGUGUAUCCAGUUAUUUUGCUUAGCAUGGCCGACAGUUGUUUUGUUAAUUGUAAAAAAGAUAUGUUUUGUAUUAAUAUAAUCCAAAUAUACAUUGAAACCUUUGAAAUCUACAAAGUUUUGUACAUACUGUUUUUCUCUGAGUGUAAAUGAUAUUUUUAUUAUGUAUUUGUUAAUUCUAUUAACAUAGUUUAUUUAUAUAUUUUAUUAUGAAGUUUAUUUUUGUAUCAUAUUUCCAUACACUAUACAGAUUUUGUAUGAAUUCCAUAGAUUUAGGCUUAUAUCGGCCACUUUUGAAUGCAUAAAAGACAUUUCUUUAGUAAACAAGGCAUAUGUUAUGUGUGUCACAUUUAUCAUAUCCCUGCCAACUAAAGCAGUAGUAUAUUUUAAAGAGUGUUGACUUCAUGUCCACCCCAACUUUGUAUCAGCUAUUUUUUAUGACUGUAGAGAACAUAGUUUCUGAAACACAUGCUUUGAUAAUAUUUUUUUUAAAUAUCCAAAUGUGAUUUGGGGUUUCCCAUUUUAAAAUCAUAGCAUUUGCCAAGAGUUGUUGACAUCUUGACAGUAUUGACACAAAGUGGGAAUGAAUAAUAAACUGUUAACCGAUUUUUCAAGUUUAAGAUCUGGAAAUUGAUUUGAUAUUUAUUCAAACUGUCCUAGGACAUAGUAGCAUAUCUUUAUCAGAUUUGAUUCAUUUUUUAAGAUUUAUAAAGAGCUGUUUCAGACUGAGACUGAACUGCAGAGAUUUGACUUGUCAUCUGAAGCAAGCUGUUCAAUUCAGGGAUAUUGAUACCAGUGACUAACAAAGUAAAACACAACUACAGUUAAAAUUCAAAUUGAGCUUGCUAAUUACAGGAAAAUUGGAUGAUACCAGUUAUUAUUUGAGGAUGAAAUGUUUAGUAAUACUAUACGCUUUAACAUGUUGAUCUGUUAACUUUGUUAUUUUAUAAGUUUAUAAAUUGUAGAAUAAAGCUUGAAACUAA
Messenger RNA from Mytilus trossulus (common blue mussel), 8598 nucleotides. RefSeq names its product receptor-type tyrosine-protein phosphatase H-like. Gene Ontology annotation, biological process: protein dephosphorylation. The record is from RefSeq and is a predicted model, not a curated record. NCBI's taxonomy places the organism in Eukaryota, Metazoa, Mollusca, Bivalvia, Mytilida, Mytilidae. The transcript is spliced from 25 exons. Gene Ontology annotation, molecular function: protein binding; protein tyrosine phosphatase activity. The coding region runs from base 42 to 3533 and encodes 1163 amino acids.